This is a messenger RNA of Silurus meridionalis, 4387 nucleotides long. RefSeq names its product POM121 transmembrane nucleoporin (gene pom121). The record is from RefSeq and is a predicted model, not a curated record. Bases 177 to 3836 code for a protein of 1219 amino acids. Gene Ontology annotation, biological process: RNA export from nucleus; protein import into nucleus. Gene Ontology annotation, molecular function: structural constituent of nuclear pore. The transcript has 14 exons. Gene Ontology annotation, cellular component: nuclear pore. NCBI's taxonomy places the organism in Eukaryota, Metazoa, Chordata, Actinopteri, Siluriformes, Siluridae.
GAAAAAUAAAAAAAAUAAAAAAAGAUGUCAAAAUUAAAACUGGUACCAUGUUUUUCGGUGGUUGCAUCCUCUCUCAGACCAUGCAUCUUCUUGUUUAUUCAUGACCCUUCACAGAGGGAGCAUUUAAAUACUCUCACACACGCUGUUUCACCGCAACAGGAAUUACUGAAAUAAUUAUGUAUGGAAUAAUCCACGAUGGAACACAAGAGUCAUUCUUUUUAACGCGCGUGGUGUUAUACGCAUGCUUCACUCUUCUUACCCUGCGAAGAGCAGAGGGGUCUCAGCUUUUUGAGAGGUUGGGCCUAAAUCCCCGCCGUGGACUGACAGAUCCUACCGCGCUUCACCGCUGGUUGCCGGCCACGAUUUUCACGGGCUCUCCGGCGACAGGAAGAGACAAGAGGAAUAAAAAUAAAAGUGAUGCUAGAAAUUCGUUAGCGUCUCCCAGCGAUAGGAGUUUUACCAGCGGUUCCGUUUAUAGGCGAGACGCGACGUUCAGUGACUCGUUAUUCAGUCCUCGGAACAUCCUCAUGGGCAGUUACCUCGGUAAAGCAGAAAGUUCCCCCAGCACGGGGCAGCCCGCUGGGAGCGCGGGUUCUGGCGUCAACCCCAGAGAACAUCUCCGGGAGAGACUUGUCCGACCUAAUUAUGGAGUCCCCACUCCAAACAGAAGAUUAUCGUUCGGUGACCCUAUAGGUGGUGCAGGGAGGUUCACCAUUACCCCUCAGAGACAUUACCCGCUGCAGCAGUUAGGAACCUCUCCGGUUGGUGUACUUCCCCCAGCUCAGUGGGACGGCUUCCGCAAGAAGAACAUCCUCACGCAGCGCAAUACAUCAGUACACAGUCCUGUGACGGUGAAGAUUGCAAGACCGGACAACACAACACGCACAUCCUUUUUUGAUCAGUUGAAUUCUCCUGGAGCAGUCACAUCCCCAGGGUUUGAAGUUCAAGCUGACCCCUGUUCUAGAGAGACAGUACUGAAUGUGCUCAGAGCGAACCGUAAACGAGAUGUUUGUGAUGAGGAGGAAAGAACCCAUGAAGCUGGACAGAAAAGCAAAAGGAGGCGGAAUGACAGCAGUGAAAGUUCUCAGUCAGUUUUCGAGAAACUGCUAGCUAAUGGUGCUCCAUCCCAGCUUGUACCAAAACCUGGAAGUUUGAAGAGAGGAAUGAACGUCUCUGUGUUGGAGGAGUCUGUGGUUAAGAGAUCUCGGACUUCUUCCCUCAACUCCGUUAGUGGAUGUCCCAUUUCCCAUGGUGUGCCUGGAUCAGCCCGCAACCCUAUUCGUAGCUCUUACAGUUCUUCACAGGGGUACCCUCAGAGGGGAUUAGCAUCUAAUCUAAAUUCAUCACCUAUUGUGAGCCCUGGAUCAUCACAAUCUCAGACUCCUGAGCGGGUAUCCAAAAAGCCCAGGGAAGAUGACUCCUUUUCACCAAAUUCUGAUUCAGCUGUUAACUCUGAUAGGACAUCCACUGAGGCUGCGCCCGGCUCUGGUAAAUGCUCCCCUAGGCCUGAUCCACCUGUUACAUCACAAGCAGCCUCUGGAGGAAGCAUUAGCAAACGUAAACGUAAAAUCCAGCUGGUGUCCACCUACAGAGGCGACCAUAUAUCUUUGCCCCCACCUCCUGAAUUGGGUUACACAAUCACUGUGAAGGACCUGGAUAUGGAGAAAAAAGCUACUCUUACCCAAAUCCAGAAAGUCCUUCAGGAGCCAGAGUCAGAGAAGCCAAGCAGUAUCCCCAUUUCAUCUGCUCCUGCAGCUCCCUCUGUAGGCAUGUUAUCCCAGGUAGUUUCUUUUAGCUCGGCUUCCGCUGCCCCUGUAGGGAGUGCUACUUCACUGGCCUCUCUGUUUACCCCAGCUGCUGGUCUUCCACCUGCUUCGCAUGCAGUUUCUAUCCCAGGUCCGACACCAACUAUUGACCUUACAGUUCCUCCAAUCAGCACAGUCAGUGCUGUACCAAUCCAGGCUGCAGUGUUGCCUAUACCUGCCAUCAGCACCACUUCAGCUACACCAGUGUCUAAUCCACUUUUGGAGUCUCUUAAAAGCAUGAAGAACAACUCUCUUCUAAGUGUUCCUUCUCCUGUAGCUGCUACCUCUGCAGCCCCAGCAACAUCUGUGGCAGCACAGGCUUCCUCCUCCAUUACCUCCACAACUUUAAGCUUUGGGGCUGUAAAAUCUGAGCCGUCUAUUGUCACUCCACAAUCCACAGUGUCAACUGCACCUUCCUCAGUAGCCUCUGCUUUUGCCCAGAUUCUGGCUCAGCCUUUACCAUCCUCAUCUGUCACACUCAACCUUGGAGGAGGCCCCUUUGUAUUCACUUCUUCUGCACCAACAGCCUGUGCAACAAUUGCUCCUACAGUUUCUGUGCCACCUGCUAGCAGUAGAUCGAAUCCAACACCAUCUGAGUUCAAGCCUAUUUUUGGGCCAGCCAUGAUGACACCAGCCUCCACAGCAGCAGACAAACCAUCACAAAACACAUUUAAACCCAUUUUUGGCAGCGCAUUUAAUCAACCGGCUUCUUCGACUGUACCAGCAGCUCAGAUUAACACAUCUUUAUUUGGAGGUGUCACAAGCACUCAACCAGUGUCUUGCUCUGUUCCCUUACCAGUUCCCAAUACACAGAAUUCCAGUCAAUCUCUGUUUGGAAGUCAGAGCAACAGCCAUUCAGUGGCUCUUUCUGUCUCCAUGUCCAGUACCCAGAAUCCUUCUCCAGCACUGUUUGGAGGAUUGACUAACAGCCAAACAAUGGCUGUUUCAGUUUCAUCCUCCUCCAAAAAUACCCAGAAUUCUACUCCAUCUCUGUUUGGUGGACUGCCUAACAGCCAGCCAAUGGCUGCAUCAGUUUUGACAUCUUCCUCCAAUGCCCAGAAUCCUGCUGCUUCCCUCUUUCAAGGUCUUAACAGCAGCAGCAUGACUGCUUCAACCUCCUCUAGUACCCAAAAUUCUUCUACUCCUCUCUUUGCUGGCUGGAAUGCUGCAAAGAGCACCUUUCAGUUUGGAGGGUCAUUGUCUACAGCUGCCUCCUCUGGAAUUAGCACUAGUACCACGACUAACAGCACCAAUACUACUUUACAGUUUGGUGCUUUAAAACCAGCACCAACUGCACCGCAGAACACAUUCACCUUUGGCCAAAGCCCAGCCACCACCUCUUUUACAGGGUUUGGUAUGCCCAACAAUGCUAACCCUAUGACAAACACCCCAUCGACCCAGGCCACGUUUGGUAGCUCAGCAUUCAGCCCCUCCACGUGCUUUGCUAACCCACAAUCUCAAGCUCCUACUCCAGUCAAGCCUUUUACGUUUGGAGCCAGUGCUGGAGGAGGUACUGCAGCCACACCACUUGCAUUCGGCACACCCGCUAGUACAGCUGCACCAACAUUUGGAAAUUCUACACAGUCUGCAUUUGGUGGAACGUCCACAGCCUUUGCCUUUGGGAACACAAGUACUGUACCAGUGAGUGCUGCCUCUAUGCCCGCUCCUGCCUUCAAGUUUGGAGCAGCACAAGCCGCACAGCAGAAUUCAACUGCAACUUCUGGAGGGUUCAAUUUUACCACACCACUUUCCGGAGCACAGUUUGGGACACCUACACAAACAGGGCAAAAUCAAGGGUUCUCAUUUGGAGCAGGCAACACAGAUAAUGAAUCUGCUUUUGGAACUUCCACCUCUGGAUAUGGUGCUGCAAGUGGCCCCAGUCCAUUUGGCAGCCCUGGGACUCCUGUAGGGGGAUUUGGUGCCUCAGCCUUUGGCACUCCUUCAGCCACAUUUUCAAUUGGUGCUUGUUCAAAGCCUAGCGGUUCACGACAAAGGCUUCAGGCUCGCAGACAGCACACAAGGAAGAAGUAAUGCUGACCACAUGGACUUCAUUUGGACAAAUGCAACCCCCUUUUUUAUUGUAACACCUGCUGCUUAUAGGACUUCAUCAGGAUUCCAAUAGGACCUAUAAACAUUUUUUGGGUUGAAGUAUAAAUGGGGUACUUUUUUUUUUUUUUUUUUUUUAUAUAUUAUUUUUUUAAGGUUGAGAUCUUGGCAUACCAACAAUCUUGUGUGGAGUCAGGCUGACAGUAAGUGAUGUAAACAGACAGAACUACUUGUUAGAUAAAAAUGAUGUGUAUUGAAAUCUUGGACACGUGAACUUCAAAUCUAAAAGAACAAUUUCUUUUUUUUUUUUAAGGAUAUUUUGGAUAUUCAAGAUUUUUAAUAGCUGUCUGUGACCUAUUUUAUGUGAACAUUCACAUUACACUUAACCCUAAAUUAAUUGAACAAUGUUUCAGAUGCAUAUUAAUUAUCCUUUUCAUGUUUCUUACAAAGUUUGCUUGAAUCACAAGAUGUUUUAAUUGAAAUAUGUCCCUCAUCCAAAUGCAUUGAGCAGCAAAAUAAAGUUGUUUAGUAUUUUU